AUGGCCGACAAUCAAGAACACGUCGACACCCCAGAGUCCAACUACUUUAACAACCACCCUCCGCCCAAGGCGUUGCCGAAGCAUGAAACCUUAGCUCGUGCCUUUGUCGAGCUGCAGGUCGAGAAGAAGCGUCGAGUCGUGCUUGUGACCAGCGGGGGGACAACAGUUCCGCUCGAAAACCAAACAGUGCGCUUCAUCGACAACUUCUCGGCUGGCACGCGAGGCGCUGCCUCUGCAGAGCGUUUUCUUGAAAAUGGCUAUGCGGUGAUAUUCCUGCACCGCCAGUUUUCCCUACUGCCAUACUCUCGCCACUACAGCCACUCGACCAACUGCUUCCUGGACUUUCUGGACGAGUCCCCUUCGUCUUCUAUCGUCGUGCGCGACGAGUAUCAGAAUGCGAUGCGCGACGUGCUGCGCAAGUACCGCACCGCAAAGCAGAACAACAUGCUGCUUAUCCUCCCGUUCACGACGGUGACUGAGUACAUCUUUGAGCUGCGCGCGCUGGCCAACAUCAUGAAACCGUUGGGCGCGAACGCGCUGUUCUACCUGGCCGCCGCCGUCAGCGAUUUCUUCAUUCCGCGCGACCGCAUGGCCGAGCACAAGAUCCAGUCGUCGGAGAUUCCGUCCGACGUGUCUAACAACAACAAUCCUCUCAAUGAACAAUCUUCUUCUUCUUCGGACGAAGUAUACACCGGCUACAACGACCCACAACCAAGCACCAAGUCCAAAAAACUCAUCAUCGACCUCGACCCGGUCCCCAAAUUCCUGCACCGCCUAGUCGACGGCUGGGCGCCUCAGGGUAGCAUGAUUGUCAGCUUCAAGCUGGAGACAGACCCAAACCUGCUUGUCUACAAGGCGCGCACGUCGCUGCAGCGCUACGCACAUCAUCUCGUCAUUGGCAACCUGCUGUCGACCCGGAAAUGGGAAGUUGUCUUUGUCACCCCCGAAGCACCGCAUGAGCGCUGGAUCCGCGUGCCAAAGACACGCAGGAGUAAAUCCAUCUCUGGCGAGGAGAACCAAAUCGGUCUUGCAGAGGGGAGCAAGACGACCGAUAAGACGCAGGAAGAUGGUAACGCCGAGCCUCGCAGAAACGAGGAGGAAGAGGGUCGUGGGGUGGAGAUUGAAAGUAUGAUUAUUCCGGAGCUGGUCAAGUUGCAUACGCAGCGGAUUAAGUCUGUUAAUAAAUAG
This is a messenger RNA of Talaromyces rugulosus, 1188 nucleotides long. RefSeq lists its product as uncharacterized. The coding region runs from base 1 to 1188 and encodes 395 amino acids. The transcript has 2 exons. NCBI's taxonomy places the organism in Eukaryota, Fungi, Ascomycota, Eurotiomycetes, Eurotiales, Trichocomaceae. The record is from RefSeq and is a predicted model, not a curated record. Gene Ontology annotation, biological process: coenzyme A biosynthetic process. Gene Ontology annotation, molecular function: phosphopantothenate--cysteine ligase activity. Gene Ontology annotation, cellular component: nucleus; cytoplasm.